AAGGCGAGUUGUCCCAAGUUAGAGCUCAACUUGGUAACACUUGCGCUUUGCAGGCCUCUAAAAUCUAGCUUUCAAACCUGCCUCUUAAGUAGGGACCAACGGUUUUCCCUCUUUCUUCUGUCUCUAGGGGCCCACGGGGAUGGAUGCCCUGAAUCAUCAUCUUCCUCGCAACCCAGAGGCCUUCGAAGCCAAUUUAACACAGCUGGGUCUAUUGUUUAACUGAGUGAGAAAUCAUUUGACAUAAGAAUUUGGCGGGUGAACAACAAACAAUAGUCGGCCCCAUACUGCCAUUUCCUGCCAAAUCCUAAUUUGAAUCCUUAUUUAAAACAGUAUUUUUUAAAUCCAACUGAAAUACCAUGUGGGUCAUUGCAAACUUAGUGAUUCAGUCCACCUCAAGCCAUAAACUAAAAACAAUUCUGCCCUAAAUCAGCUGUUCUAGUGUGAUCCGGUUCAUUGCCAUAGCCGAACGGUAGCUUUUAUAUUGGCGGAGAGUUCAAGCGGCACUUUUUUACAUUUCCCCAGAGCCUGACAUUCAAAGAUUGCAAUGGCGGUCACACUGGCUUGUGUUGUUAAAGCAAUUGUAGCGCUACUAGUUGUGUCCGCCUUCUUUGUUGCCUGCUUUACUCUCCCGAUAGAGAAGAUAUUAAAGAAUUUCUUGGUGUGGAUUGACACAAAUCUAGGUCAUUGGGGGCCUCUCGUAUUGACUUUGUCCUAUAUCCCAUUGACAGUGCUGGGAGUUCCAGCUUUUAUCCUUACAUUAGGAGGUGGGUACCUGUUUGGGCUGCCUAUUGGAUUUAUUGCAGAUUCCGUUGGAUCUAUUCUUGGUGCAAUAGCAGCAUUCCUUAUUGGUAAAAUGGUUGGAAGGCAACAUGUGAUGUCUGUGUUGAAGGACUAUCCAAAAUUACAAGCUAUAGAUACAGCCAUUCGGAGAUCAGGAUUUAAGAUUGUUUUCCUUCUUCGACUUGCACCACUGGUUCCAUUCAACAUUGUAAACUACCUUCUUUCUGUAACACCUAUCAGUAUUCAAGACUACAUAUUAGCUUCUUGGAUGGGUAUGGUGCCAAUAACCCUGUUUUUUGUGUAUAUUGGAACAACAAUCAAUGACCUAUCUCGUGUCACUCAUACUUGGAGAGACAUCAUAUCAACUCAUGGGAUAAUAUUACCAGCAAGUGUUAUAGCAACAAUUCUCCUGAUGGUUUUGGCAACUCGAAUUGCCAAAAAGGCAAUUAAUGAGGCAGUUGAGGAGGAUAAUGCCAAUGCUGAGAGCUAUUAUAUAUCAGUAGAUUCUGCGCUUGUAGAUGAACCGUACUUGGAUUUCCAGCAAGCUGUUGUAGUUAAAGAGUAUCCUACCGUAGAUGAAUCAUAUGUGGAUCUUCAACAAGCACUUCUAAACAAAGAGAUUCUAUUGUAAACGAUAAAUGACAAAAUAGUUUUUUUAUUCAUUGUAUUUGUAGAACACAAUCAAAUAUUCUUUUCUCGUGAAAAUUGUACAUAGCUGUAAUUUGUGUAUUCAUGAAAGUUCCACACUAUGGUCGGGUCAUUUAUUUAUUUAUUUUUUAAAUCUUUGA
This is a messenger RNA of Cryptomeria japonica (Japanese cedar), 1568 nucleotides long. RefSeq lists its product as uncharacterized. The record is from RefSeq and is a predicted model, not a curated record. The transcript is spliced from 9 exons. Gene Ontology annotation, cellular component: membrane. The coding region runs from base 545 to 1411 and encodes 288 amino acids. Lineage: Eukaryota; Viridiplantae; Streptophyta; Pinopsida; Cupressales; Cupressaceae.